AACUCUGAAUUUGCAUUGUGAGGUUGGAUGGGAUGCUGUCAGACAUAAAUGUAAACUGAUUUCAUUUGUUUCGAAAUAAUCCAUGAUUUAUUGUCAUUUUGAGCUUGAUUGGCUAGGUGGUGAUCAUUCUACACAACUUGCUUUCAAUACUGUUCAUUUGACUGCUACCUUGGAUAAGUGAAUUUGGCAAAGCCCGUCAGGUCAGGUUUCCUGCAGAGUAAUCUUGAAACGUGAAAAUGGCGGAUGAAAACUUUUAUCAUGCACAAUGUCAGUACUACUGUCGAGAGCGGUACUACCGCGCCAUGCAGCUGACAGCCUCCGAGGCCAUGAAGAAGUUCGGCCAGGGGCCGGCGUUCCGCUUCUGGUUCAGCCUCUCGCUGGCCAUGGAGGGAAAACUGCAGGAGGCUAUCCGAGAGUUCGAGAACACGCUGAACGACUCGGACCUGCAGCUGGCCACGAUCCUGGCCAUGAUGUACUGCCACCAGCUGUGUCAGUCGGUGGACCGUCAGGCCGUCCAGCAGCUGGACAACCGGCGGCGGGAGGAGCGCAAACGAGCCGGAGACAGGGCACUGUACUACGCCGGCAUGUUCCUGGUGCUGACCGGCCACCCGGACAAGGCCCGCGAGUACCUGGACCGCACGCUGAAGAUGAACGGCGACGCCGUGGACGCGUGGGUGAUGCGCGGCUGGGUGGAAAUGUACGCCGGCGAGAACCCUACCAAGGCUAUCGACUACCUGGACCAGGCCGAAAAGCGGAACAACCGGGACAUUUCACUGCUGUUCUGUAAGGCGCGCUACUACGAGCUGCACAACGACUUCACGAACGCCCAGUCGGAGCUGAACCAGGUGGUGGCGAUGCGACCCGGCUUCGUGCCGCCGCUGGUCGAGAAGAUGAAGGUCAGCAUGGCCAUGCUCGACUGGGACCAGAGCGUCGACAUGAUGAACAGGGUGCUGGCCACGUCACCCCACUGUAUCGAGGCUCUGCGGUUCCGUCUGAUCGGCCUGCUCACUCGCGACGGAAACUACCCGGAGGCCAGCAAACGACUGGAAGAGUUUGUCCGUAACGUGGACCGUCACGAGCCGCACAACCCGCCGUUCCUGCUCGAGUGCGCCCGCCUCUUCUCGCGCACGUGCGGCCGCAACGACGGUGUACUGGACUUUACGCUGUCGAUGGCCGAGAAGGCCGCACAGCUGGAGCCGGGCCGCGCCGAGUACCUGGUCGAGGUAGCCUACCAGAACCUGCUCAAGGAGAAGACCCGCGAGGCGCUCAAGUUCUACAAGGCGGCCACCAAACAGGAUGAGGCGUCUAUGGAGGCGCUGUCAGGCAUCAUCACCUGCCAGCUGAUUGACGGCGACCACCAGGUGGCGCAACAGAGCCUCGAGUUCCUGAAGGAGACCCAGAAAUCGCUCGGCUACACUGCCGACAUUCUCUACUUGUCGGCACUGCUGGCGCGCAAACAGAACAAGAGUCCCGAAGAGGUUCUCGGCCUUCUGAACGAGGCGAUCGAGACGCACUUCCGCAGUUUUCGGACGCUGUCUCUGGGAGUGCAGUAUCUGAUCGCGCUCAAUCCCGACUUCCUGCUACUGGUCGUCAAGGACUGCUUGCACUACGCGCCCACACAGCCGGUGCCACUGGGCUCCGCCAUCCCAGUCUCUCUGAAGCGAGCCAUCACGGUACUGGAACCGGUGACCAAGUCAUGUCCGGGCCUGCUGGAGGCACUCUACCUGAUGGCCAAGGCCAAGUAUCUGAGCGGCGACGCCAAGGCGGCGGCCAGCACACUCAAACACUGCAUCGAUCACGUCGACCAGUCGUAUGCGGACGCCCAUCUGCUGAACGCCCAGAUCCAGCUUCACCAGGGCUUCUUCAAGCAGGCAUCCCAGUCGCUGGAGCUGGGACUUAGCUACAACUUUGAGAUCAAGGACCACCCGCUGUUUCAUCUGAUCCGGGCCCGCAUUCAGAAGCGGGAGAAGCAGGCUCAGGAGGCCAUACAGACGCUUCACACGGCUAUUCAGCUGGCAGGUCUCACCUCUCGGCUGGUCAAAGGCUCCACGCCAAAGAGCAAGAUCGACGUGAACGACAAUGACAAGGUGUCGAUCUACCUGGAGCUGGCCGACGCCUACCGGAUGGCCAACCAGGAGGCCGACGCUAAACAGGUCAUGGAAGAGGCCACGCUCAUGUUCAAGGGUACCGGCGAGGAGGUGCGUAUCAUCGUGGCCAACGCCGACCUGCUGCUGGCCCGUAACGAGGUGUCGGCGGCGCUGGGCAGCCUGCGUAACAUCACGCCGGACCAGCCCUACUACCUGCAGUCGCGCGAGAAGAUGGCCGAGAUCUACUUCGACUAUCUCAAGGACCGGCGCAUGUAUGCCGCCAUGUAUAAGGAGAUUGUGGACCAGAUUCCAACGCCGGCCUCCUACCUGAUGCUCGGCGACGCCUACAUGACUAUCCUAGAGCCGGACAAGGCCAUCGAGGUGUACGAGUCCGCCCUGAAGCGCAACCCGCGCGACCACGAUCUGGCCCUGAAGAUGGGCCGCGCCCUGGUCAAGACGCACCACUACGGAAAGGCGAUCAACUACUACAAGGAGGCCAUCAAAGUCGGCGAGGAUAACAACUUGCGGUACGACAUGGCGGAGCUGCAGAUGCGGAUGCGUCAGUACGACAAGGCUGAGAAGACAGUGGUACAGGCCAUGGAGAAGAUCAGGGGUGAGGACAACAGCAGCCUGGCCAGCCUCAUCAUGCAGGCGCAGCUGCUCAAGCUUCUCGCAAAGAUCCAUGACCUGGUGGGCGACGUGAACAAGUCGAUCGGCACGCUCAAAGAAGCUAAUGAGGUGCAGGUGCGCGUGCUCAAACGGGUACAGAUGGAGCAGCCGGACUCAGUGGCUGAACACAAGGCCCGCGCGACCGAGAUCUGCUGCACCAUGUCGGAGCGUUACCAGAGCCAGCGCAACUACGAACAGGCCAUCAAGUACUACCAGGAGGCGCUGCAGCACCAGCCCGACGACGCCAAUGCGCUUCUGGCGCUGGCCCGGCUCUACAUGCAGACGGGUGACCUGGACCAGUGCCAGUACACGUGUAUGACCUUGCUGCGCCUGGACAAGGAGAACGACCUGGCCACCGUGAUGAUGGCAGAUCUGAGCUUCAGACGAAACGACUACGAGACGGCCAUGUUCCACUUCCAGGAGCUGCUCACGCGCCGUCCGGACUAUUUCGCCGCGCUGGCGCGCCUGGUGGAGGUGAUGCGACGCACCGGCCACCUGGAGAAGGUGCCCGACUACCUGGAAAAGGCCGAGAAAGCCAGCCAGCGCGGCACCACAGAGCCCGGCCUGGCCUUCUGCAAGGCGCUCUAUGAAUGGUAUUCGAGCAACCCGAACGGUGCUCUGAAGUACUUCAACCAGGCCCGACGCGACCCCGAGUGGGGCCAGCGGGCCAUCUACCACAUGAUCAACAUCUGCCUGAAUCCGGACAAUAUGACCAUCGGAGGCGAGACGUUCGAGGCAAUGGAGGAUCUCGCCGACACGGACGUCAAAAACUCGCAGGAGAUGGCGCUCAGGACGGCCGACAAACUGCUCCAGGAGCUGAAGCCGAAGCCGGGCGACCAGACCAUCUCGCACCAGCUGCUGACCAACUUCCUGCUGCUGGCCUCCAAGAACAAAGGCAACAUGGAGCGUGCGCUGCAGGAGUUCACCAACAUCGCCAGCUCGGAGACGUACAAGGACCACGUGGGCGCCAUCUGCGGCAUGGCCACCGCCUACAUGCUGCUCAAACAGACUCCCCGCGCCCGUAACCAGCUGAAGCGUGUGGCCAAGAACACGUGGAACUUUGAGGACGCCGAGUACUUGGAGCGCUGCUGGCUGCUGCUAGCCGACAUUUACAUCCAGUCGGGCAAAUACGACCUGGCGCAGGACGUCAUUCAGCGUAUCCUGCAGCACAACCGCUCGUGCGGCAAGGCGCACGAGUACGCCGGCUUCAUCCACGAGAAGGAGAGCUCGUACAAGGACGCGGCCGAGAACUACGAGAUGUCGUGGCGCUUCAGUCGGCACAGCAACCCAGUCAUCGGUUUCAAGCUGGCGUUCAACUACCUGAAGGCGAAGCGGUACGUGGACGCCAUCGACGUGUGUCACCAGGUGAUGGAGAAAUUCCCCGACUACCCCAAGAUCCGCAAGGACAUCCUGGACAAGGCCCGCUCCCAGCUGAAACUGUAGGUCACAUCACGCUGCGGGAUCAUACAUGCGGAUUGUGCCUACCAGUCGAUAGGCCCUCUACAAAGAAGACCUCCGGGACUUUAUUUUAACCCGCGCGGGGCUGGGGGGGGGGUAAA
Amphibalanus amphitrite is the source of this 4315-nucleotide messenger RNA. Its product is annotated as tetratricopeptide repeat protein 21B-like. Gene Ontology annotation, cellular component: intraciliary transport particle A. The coding region runs from base 237 to 4199 and encodes 1320 amino acids. Gene Ontology annotation, molecular function: protein binding. NCBI's taxonomy places the organism in Eukaryota, Metazoa, Arthropoda, Thecostraca, Balanomorpha, Balanidae. The transcript has 27 exons. The record is from RefSeq and is a predicted model, not a curated record. Gene Ontology annotation, biological process: intraciliary retrograde transport; protein localization to cilium.